Gastrolobium bilobum is the source of this 5853-nucleotide messenger RNA. RefSeq names its product sister chromatid cohesion protein SCC2. Gene Ontology annotation, cellular component: Scc2-Scc4 cohesin loading complex. The transcript has 28 exons. NCBI's taxonomy places the organism in Eukaryota, Viridiplantae, Streptophyta, Magnoliopsida, Fabales, Fabaceae. The record is from RefSeq and is a predicted model, not a curated record. Gene Ontology annotation, biological process: replication-born double-strand break repair via sister chromatid exchange; establishment of protein localization to chromatin; regulation of gene expression. Gene Ontology annotation, molecular function: chromatin binding. The coding region runs from base 192 to 5606 and encodes 1804 amino acids.
CCGAAACGCACUCUUUUCCCCGCCAUUCGCUUCCAAUUUCUUUUCCCAAUCUAUCCCUCUAGGGCUCUUACUCUCUCACACACACUCAACUUUCUAAUUUCUUCACAUAAACCCUAAUUCCCUUCAAUUCGCCCUCAGAUUUCCCCAUUUUGACGCGUUCUGCAUCUUCAUGCUCUUCCGGUGACCAAUUCAUGAAUUUUCCAGUCACUUCCGGCGCCGUCACGGCGGUGGCGUCCUCCGGCCACCGCGGCAUCAGCUUGUCGAACACCGUCCACUCUGAUGUUGCUUCGUGCUUGCCGUUGCCGUCGCUUCCGGUGUUCUGCGGUGCUUCCGAUCAGGACCUCCGCCUCUUUGACGCGCCGAUGCAUUUGAACGGCGUCGACGUGCUCGCGCAGUCCAGUAAGAUCGCCGAGCUACUCCGGCACACCGAUGUGUCUUACUUGAAUUUAAGAGAUGAUGCCAGGAGUGUUCCGCAUACCUAUGUUGAGCCUUUAGAACUCCAUGAUGAAGUUCUUAGGUGCAAUCCCGAAGCAUUCAAAUGCAGCGCUGCAGGUCCUGUCAAGGAGCAGAUCUCUGGCAUUGCUUUACCUGAUAAGAACACCUUUGAAUCAAGUUUUCCUGUCCCAAGUCACACUCAAAAAGACUAUAACGUGACCCAUAGUCGCCAGCUUGAUAAUUUUUCCACAAAUGACAUUUCUACAUUGUCUUCUAAAAAAUCAAAAGUCAAGAAGAGAGGUGGCGAUGUAAUAUCUGUUGAUCUCGAUCCUGCUGAGCUUCAAGAUGCCAACAUUGGAAGAUUUUGUGAGUUUUUGGAGGACUUGUGCAGCAAAGCUGAAUUUAAUAGUGAUGAUCGAGAUGAAGCAGAAUGGUUGCCAUUGCCUCUUUCAGAUCUUAGAUUGCUUGUUAAUGAAAUAAUGUCUAUACGUGAGAAGAAACUUCUGCAUUUGGUUCCCGUAGAAAUCCUUGUUAGAUUACUAAAAGUUCUAGAUCAUCAGAUACAUAGAGCAGAAGGCAUGUCAAUUGAGGAUUGUGAUAACUCAGAUUCAGAAUUAAUCUCAUCUGUCUUAAUUGCGUUGGAGUCCAUUCAUGCUGCGCUGGCGGUGAUGGCUCAUACUGAGAUGCCAAAACAACUUUAUAAAGAAGAGAUCAUCGAGAGAAUUCUGGAGUUUUCCAGGCGUCAAAUAAUGGAUGUGAUGUGUGCAUGUGAUCCAUCCUACCGUGCACUACAUAGACCUAGUGAAAACACUGCAGUUGAAGUUGAUGAUUAUGAAGAAAAUGAUGCUGAAUUUGGUUCAGCAAGCAAGAAACGGCGUACUAGCAAGACUUCGAAGUUGAAGAAAUCAGCAUCAAGCAGGGUCUCUACUGCUGUGAACACUAUUCUUCAGAAGUUGUGUACUGUUCUUGGACUACUCAAGGAUUUGUUGUUAAUAGAGAGGUUAUCAGAUAGUUGCGUUCUACAACUUGUAAAAACAAGCAUUACAACAUUCUUGGUUGAUAAUAUCCAGCUUUUGCAAUUGAAGGCAAUUGGUUUAGUCAGUGCGAUAUUCUAUUUAUACACACACCAUCGCACUUAUGUGAUAGAUGAAAUGCUUCAGCUUCUUUGGAAAUUACCAUAUUCAAAACGAGCUUUAAGAGCUUAUCACAUACGCGAGGAAGAACAAAGGCAGAUCCAGAUGGUUACUGCUUUGCUGAUUCAGUUAAUUCAUUGUAGUGCUAACCUUCCUGAUGCUUUAAGACAAGCAUCGAGCGGUAAUGCUGUAUUAGAAGUCUCGGUUGAUGUUGGUUAUCCAACUAAAUGCAAUGAGGCCGCAACAGAAGCCUGUUGUCUAUUUUGGAGCCGUGUGCUUCAGCGACUUGCAAGUGUGAAGACUCAGGAUGCUUCUGAGUUGAAAUCCAUAAUAGAGAAUCUUGUUACAGAUUUACUGACAACUCUAAAUUUACCUGAAUAUCCUGCUUCAGGUCCUAUUCUAGAGGUUCUGUGUGUCCUACUACUUCAGAACGCUGGGCUGCAAUCUAAGGAUAUCUCUGCACGCUCCAUGGCGAUUGAUAUUCUUGGUACAAUUGCUGCAAGGCUGAAGCGUGAUGCUGUUAUUUGUAGCCGGGAAAAGUUCUGGAUAGUUCAAUUUUUAUUUAGUCAGGAUUCUACUUCUAAGCAUUAUCCAAAAGAUACGUGUUGUGUCUGUUUGGGUGGAAGGGUAGAAAACUUGUUCAUAUGUCACAGCUGCCAGAGACUUUUUCAUACUGAUUGCCUGGGCAUUAAAGAACAUGAAGUUUCCAGCCGGAACUCGUACUGUCAGACAUGCAUCUGUUGUAAGCAACUGCUUGUAUUACAAUCAUAUUGCAGUUCCCAGCGCAAGGAUGAUGUCAGAAAGAAUCGCAAUGCAUCUAAAGAUGAUUCUGAUGUUUCUAAGCAUGAAAUUGUUCAACAGUUGCUUUUAAAUUACCUUCAAGAUGUCACCUCCACUGAUGACCUGCAUCUUUUCAUUUGCUGGUUUUAUCUCUGCAUGUGGUACAAAGAUGAUCCAAAUUGUCAGCAGAAGUCCAUUUACUACCUUGCUAGAAUGAAAUCAAGAAUCAUAGUACGGGAUUCUGGUACUGUGUCUUCUAUGUUGACAAGGGAUUCAAUCAAAAAGAUUACUUUAGCUUUGUGCCAAAACAGUUCACUUUCUCGAGGGUUUGAUAAGAUUCUUCACAUGCUUCUGGCAAGCUUGAUGGAGAACUCUCCAGUUAUUAGGGCCAAGGCUUUACGAGCAGUUAGUAUCAUUGUAGAGGCUGAUCCAGAGGUAUUGGGUGAUAAACGAGUACAAUUAGCGGUCGAAGGAAGGUUUUGUGACUCUGCGAUAUCUGUUAGAGAAGCAGCAUUGGAACUUGUUGGUAGGCAUAUUGCUUCACAUCCAGAUGUGGGUUUUAAGUAUUUUGAGAAGAUUGCGGAGAGAAUCAAAGAUACUGGAGUCAGUGUUCGAAAACGAGCCAUAAAAAUUAUUCGAGAUAUGUGCAGUUCAAAUGCCAACUUCUCUGGGUUUACAAGAGCUUGCACGGAGAUAAUUUCACGUGUUAGUGAUGAUGAAUCAAGUAUCCAGGACCUUGUUUGCAAAACAUUUUUUGAGUUCUGGUUUGAGGAGCCUUCUGGUUCACAAGCUCAGGUCUUCGGAGAUGGUAGUACUGUUCCACUUGAGGUAGCUAAGAAAACGGAUCAAAUUGUUGAAAUGUUGAGAAGAAUGCCCAAUAAUCAACUUCUUGUAACUGUAAUAAAGCGCAACUUGUCGCUUGAUUUUUUGCCGCAAUCUGCAAAAGCCAUUGGGGUCAACCCAGUGUCCCUUGCAGCAGUGCGUAAGCGUUGUGAGUUGAUGUGCAAAUGUUUGCUGGAGAAGAUAUUGCAGGUUGAGGAAGUGAACAGCGAUGAAGUUGAAGCACAUGCACUUCCAUAUGUGCUUGUCUUGCAUGCAUUUUGUCUUGUGGAUCCAACUCUCUGUGCUCCAUCCUCUAACCCUUCCCAAUUUGUUGUUACUUUGCAGCCAUAUCUGAAGACUCAGGUUGACAAUCGCAUGGUUGCACAGCUACUUGAGAGUAUAAUAUUUAUAAUUGAUGCUGUGUUGCCCUUGCUUCGGAAGUUACCUCCGAGUAUUGUUGAGGAACUUGAGCAAGAUUUGAAACAUAUGAUUGUCCGGCAUUCAUUCUUGACAGUUGUCCAUGCUUGUAUCAAGUGCCUCUGCUCUUUGAGUAAGAUGGCAGGAAAAGGGGCUGCUGUAGUUGAGCAUCUUAUUCAGGUCUUCUUCAAACAUUUGGAAGCCCAGGCAGUUGAUAACAAGCAGCAAGUUGGGCGAUCUCUCUUCUGUCUUGGGUUGCUUAUUCGUUAUGGCAACUGUUUGUUAGCAAGCUCCAGUAAUAAACUUAUUGAUGUCAGAAGGAGUAUCAGCUUGUUUAUAAAGUAUCUUUCGGUGGAGGAUUUCAUCAUUAAGGUUCGAUCGUUGCAGGCACUAGGGUUUGUUCUAAUUGCUAGGCCUGAUUAUAUGUUGGAAAAUGAUAUUGGAAAGAUAGUGGAGGGAACAUUAUCUUCUACUGCUGAUGCUCGCCUUAAGAUUCAAGCAUUGCAAAACAUGUUCGAGUAUCUUCUUGAUGCUGAAAGCAAAAUGGAAACAGAUAAAGCUGAUGAUAAUGUAGCUGAAUACUCAGUUGGAGCUGGGCAGAGUGUACCUGUUGCUGCUGGUGCUGGGGAUACAAACAUAUGCGGGGGCAUAGUUCAGUUGUAUUGGGAUAAUAUUUUAGGCAGAUGUUUGGAUUUCAGUGAUCAAGUUCGCCAAACAGCCCUGAAGAUUGUCGAAAUAGUGCUGCGCCAAGGUCUUGUUCAUCCCAUCACCUGUGUUCCAUACCUUAUAGCACUUGAAACAGAUCCUCUGGAAUCAAAUUCAAAGUUGGCUCAUCAUCUCCUAAUGAAUAUGAAUGAGAAGUACCCUGCAUUUUUUGAAAGCCGCUUGGGUGAUGGACUUCAGAUGUCAUUUAUGUUCAUACAAUCUAUUUGCGGUAGUUCUGAAAAUGUUAACCAUAAGAUCCAAUCUAAGAACCCUGUCUCUGGAAAAGGGAAACCUGAGGUUGCCUCCCUCACUCAAGCAAGACUUGGGGUUUCUCGAAUAUACAAGCUCAUUCGAGGGAAUCGGUUAUCACGGAACAAAUUUAUGGCCUCAAUUGUACGAAAAUUUGAUAAUCCACGCUGGAACAGAUUAGUAAUAGCUUUCUUAACAUACUGCACCGAGGUCCUUGCAUUGCUGCCAUUCAUUUUACCUGAUGAGCCACUUUAUUUAAUCUAUGCUAUCAAUCGAAUAGUUCAAGUGAGGGCAGGGCCGCUGGAAGCUAACUUUAAAGCCUGGAGUUCAAGCUUGUUGCGAAGUGAGGGUCAUAGUACACCUCAAGGGAAUGGAAUGUAUCAACAGGGGCCAGAUGAGCAUACACUUACAACCCAUGUGAUGUCAAUGGACUUGAAUGGAACAUUUCAGCAAAACCUUGAUGCUCAGCUCAAUAUCAAUGACAUGAGAUCAGUGGAUUUAAAUGGAACAUAUCACCAACAGCCAGAUCAUCCUUUAUCAAACAAUGGUAGCUCAGAAGCAAAGCCGCAUGCUACAAGUUUGCCAGAUUCUUUUGCCUUCUCAAAAGAAGAUCUGGAGAAAAUUCAGGUUGAUUGUUUAUCGGCGAUUGCAUUGCAACUUCUUUUAAAGCUAAAGAGGCACCUAAAAAUCAUGUAUAGUCUCAAUGAUGCCCGAUGUCAGGCUUAUUCUCCAAAUGAGCCCCCAAAACCUGGAGAGGUCAUAUCCAGACAGAAUAUUGCGUUUAACAUUAGUGAAUGUCAGUUAAGUUUGCCUACAAGUCCGCAAGAAUUAAUACAAAGAUACCAGGAAUUUAAGAAUGCAUUGAAGGAAGACACUAUGGACUAUACACUUUACACUGCAAAUAUAAAACGGAAGCGACCUACGCCGAGAAAAGUUCGGAAACCCGUACACAUGGCAGGUGGGGACUUCGACGAGGAGGAUGACGAUGAGGAUUGGACCGGUGGAAUGCGCAAGAUAAAUAGUAGUGGCCGCAGGAGUGGCCUUAGAAGCUCUAGGCAAUAUUGAUUUAUGUGUAAGUACAUGAUAGUUAGGCUAACUUGUACAUUAAAUAGGAAGUAAAAAAAGAAUACAGGAUAGGAUGAAAGCCAACAGAAUAGGGGUUAAGGAAACAGGGUGUAGGAAAGCAGGGCCUGGAAUACUCCUAGCCGUCUUAGUGGAUGUAUGAUUUUUGUCUGUUUCCGUUUGUAAUUUGCUUCAUAUUAUAGUGGCUGCAUUCUUUUGUUUAUGAAAAUUCAUCUCAGCGCCAUCCAAA